Molecule: messenger RNA, 2491 nt
Organism: Aspergillus ochraceoroseus IBT 24754
Lineage: Eukaryota; Fungi; Ascomycota; Eurotiomycetes; Eurotiales; Aspergillaceae
Product: putative transcription initiation factor TFIID subunit
Exons: 5
Coding region: 17-2158 (713 amino acids)
Biological process (GO): transcription initiation at RNA polymerase II promoter
Cellular component (GO): transcription factor TFIID complex
Molecular function (GO): protein binding; RNA polymerase II general transcription initiation factor activity
Source: RefSeq, a predicted model, not a curated record
GCCUCCCCAGCAGCAGAUGUCUUCUGCGCCUGUUGGUGCGCCUGCACCGGGUCCCCCACCGCCGCCACCUAGCGGUGCGAUGUCUCAGCAGAAUUUGAAUCAGAUUGUCAUAGACUACCUGGCCAAAAAGGGCUAUAGCCGUACGGAAGCUAUGCUUCGGAUGGAAUCUGCCAACCAAGAGAUUGAUGGUCGUCCUUUGCCUCCGCUAGGAGAGGAUGCACGUCCCAAGUAUCAACUUGGAUUCGACUUGCUCAAGGUCUGGGUCGAGGACAACCUAGAUUUGUACAAGCCUGAACUGAGACGCGUCCUGUGGCCGCUCUUUGUUUAUUCUUUCCUGAACAUGGUGACCUCUUUCUAUCCCCAGCAGGCCAAGCAGUUCUUUGAUAUCAACAAGAACCUCUUUCUACCGGAACACACUGAAGAUGUGCGAGGUCUAGAGCCUAUCAGCCUCCCAGAGCAUGUUCAAGACAAUUCGAUUGCCAAGCUAUAUCGUGGCAACAAGUAUCGCCUGGUUCUCAGCAACCCAGCAUUUUCCAACCUAAUGCAGUUCCUCGAAAGCAAACAAAAAGAAGGUGGCUCUGUCAUGUCGGCCAUUUUGAGCAGUUACUGUACCAUAAUCACCAAAGAACGUGCCGUCGAUGACAGGUUUAGCUUUGCAGCGAUGCUAACCCAAGCCGGUAUGGGACAGUCUUUCCCUACGGAGGAUGAGGGUAUUCCCGGUCAUCAUCCAGGUUCUGCCUACACAGGUGACAAUCCUGCAAUGGCGGGUACAUUGCCUAGGCUUAAACUCGGGAAGCUGCCAAUGGAGGCUGCUCUUGAAGGCGAUGUGCGUGCUGAAUUGGUAGACGAGGAUGCAAAAAAUCCACCCGGUCCGGGCCAGAACACUCUAGUUCAGGAACUCGACCAAAUUAUCAAGAAGGAAGAUGACGAUGAAGCUCCCACUCGUACUGAUAUCCCUUAUCCUCCAUCAACAGCGCGUGAUGUGGCCAUGGAAGUCCAGAAAGUCAAGGAAAACCGCGACCGCUUCAGGAUUGAGUCUAGGACAGGAGGCGUCGGUCCUGCUGUUAGCGUCUGCAUGUUCACUUUUCACAACACUUAUGAUGGGGUUAAUUGCCUGGACUUUUCAGAUGAUAAUAUGCUCGUUGCAGCUGGCAUGCAAGAGUCAUACAUCCGAGUUUGGAGCAUGGAUGGAAAGAAGAUCCCCACAACAUAUGAGAACGUUGACGAUGCUCCUCCUUCAAAUUCUCGUCGUCUGAUUGGGCAUUCAGGCCCCAUAUAUGCAGUUGCAUUCGCCCCAUCGGCUACUCGUGCUGAUAAUGCGGUGGCACCAACCAAUGUCCGCUGGUUACUCUCAUCGUCAGCAGACAAAACCAUCCGGCUAUGGUCCUUGGAUCUAUGGCAGUGCAUGGUUGUCUACAAAGGACAUGAUCAACCAGUUUGGGAUCUACAAUGGGGUCCGUACGGUCACUACUUCGCCUCGGGAGGCCACGAUAAGACCGCCCGUCUCUGGGUUACUGACCAUAUCCGUCAACAGCGCAUCUUCGUCGGACACGAUCAGGAUGUGGACUGCAUUUGUUUUCAUCCUAACUCCGCUUACGUUUUCACCGGUAGCUCCGACCACACAGUACGCAUGUGGGCGGUAACUACUGGGAAUGCAGUUCGCAUGUUCACUGGACACACAGGUAAUAUUACCGCACUGGCUUGCAGCCGGGAUGGCAAGAUUCUUGCAUCUGCAGACGAUCACGGAUCAAUCCUUCUCUGGGACUUGGGACCCGGACGACUUCUCAAACGCAUGCGUGGCCACGGAAAGGGCGGUAUCUGGUCACUCAGCUGGAGCGUUGAAUCAACCGUUCUGGUCUCCGGCGGUGCUGACGGCACUGUUCGCGUGUGGGACGUUACCGGCCCAGCGCACGACCCAUCCCAAGGCCGAGUCGUUGGCGAAGGUGGUGCAGGCACCAAGAUCGAUGGAGCCAACCCUCCCGCGAACCCCACCCAAACAUCGAGCUCUGUCGUGCCGGGGAUGGGCAAGAAGAAGGGCAAAGACGUGGUCGUUACACCCGAUCAGAUUAGUGCUUUCCCGACGAAGAAGAGCCCCGUCUACAGGGUGAAAUUCACCAACAUGAAUCUGAUUAUUGCCGGUGGCGCUUAUCUUCCUUGAUUCAAGAGAAAACCAAAAUGAACUUUAUGCGUAUGCGAAAAUGGCGUCGGAUACCCUUUUUUUUUUUUUUUUUUGUUUCUUACCUACUUACCUACUCCAUCAUCUAUCUCUAUUGCAAGACAUCGGUGGGGUUUGAUCUACAUCUUAUUCAGUGCAUUGUUGGAAGGUGAACAUUAAUAAGUUAUGGAUGUAUUUUAUUUUAUUUUAUUAUUACUUUUUUUUGCUGGAUGCUUUAAAAGGCGUCGUGUCCUGGCAUGGGUUAAGAAUGGCUUUGGUGUUGACGGAAUGGGCACUGUACUAUCAUACAUGCAUAUUUUUCUGCAUUCUGAAAAG